AUGCCACGUAAGCUACGUAAGAAUAUACGUAAGAGGAAGAGAGCAUUGAAACAUCCAAUAGUAAAACUGACACCACAACAACAGUUGCAACAACAAAUGAUGAAUGACCCCACUAUGUUGCAACAAAUGUCAAGCAACCCUAUGCUUUUAAACCGAGUUAUUGGUGCACAGAGUGGAGGUUUAAGAGCGGCACUUUUAGCGAAAAUGGCAGGCUAUGGUGGAGCUGCAGACGGAACAGCUUAUAACCCUCAAAGUCAAAUGAAUUUGAGUUCACUCAAAAAUCAAAUAACAGAUGUCAAAAAGUCAAACAUAGACAUACAGAAACAAAUAAGUGAAAACGAAAAGAAACUAGAAUAUGACAGACACACAAAGAAACUCAAUGAGUUAAACGUAGAGAAAAAGAAGAAAGAAGAACAACUGAAAGAACUAAGUACAGAGGAAUAUGCGAAAAAAGUGUCAGAAAAAGCAGCAGAAGUAGCAAAAAUGGAACAAGAUGUUAUAAAUUUGAAAAACCAUACUACUCAAUAUAAA
Trichomonas vaginalis G3 is the source of this 531-nucleotide messenger RNA. Its product is annotated as protein of unknown function, DUF4106 family. Lineage: Eukaryota; Parabasalia; Trichomonadida; Trichomonadidae. The annotation marks the transcript as partial. The transcript has a single exon. The record is from RefSeq and is a predicted model, not a curated record.